GUGGACAAGAUGGCCAGCCUCUACAACAUACACGUCCGCACAGGUUGCUUCUGUAACACAGGAGCCUGCCAGAUGUAUUUGGGUAUAAGCAAUGAAGACAUCCAAAGGAACCUGCAGGCUGGCCAUGUCUGUGGAGAUGAUAUAGACCUAGUUGAUGGACGUCCCACUGGUUCUGUGAGAAUAUCCUUUGGCUACAUGUCUUCUUUUGAAGAUGCACAGACUUUUUUGAAAUUCAUCAUAGCCACCAGACUCUCCAAAUCAAACACUGCGAUUCCCUUCCAGUCCUCUGUUUCAAACCUGACGACAGAGCCUGUCCCAGAUGACCACCCUUCCUUUAACAAUGGAGAUAAAUUGUCUCCAAUACCGCACAUCUCAGACAGAGAACUUGGGAAUAAUUCGUUUGCAACAAAGGCAACUGUCAACUGGCAGCCACUGGAGGCUGAGGCGGAAAGCAUAAGGGCUGCUGUUUCUGAGACUCCAGUACCAACAUGCAGAAGAGGUGGCAAGCCCAUCACUGUCACCAACAUUUACCUCUACCCAAUCAAAUCCUGCUCUGCAUUUGAGGUAACAGAAUGGCCAGUGGGAAACCAGGGUUUGUUGUAUGACCGAAACUGGAUGGUUGUAAACCAGAAUGGAGUCUGCAUGACUCAGAAGCAGGAGCCAAGGUUGUGUCUUGUAAAUCCCUCAAUUGAUCUGAAGCAAAAAAUUAUGGUCAUUCAGGCAGAAGGCAUGCACCCAAUAUCUGUAUCACUAGAAGAAAAUACUGGAAAAGAGGCUGUGAUCUGUGAGAGUAAAGUCUGUUCACACAGGGUAAAAACAUAUGACUGUGGAGAAAGAAUUGCCGGCUGGUUCUCUAUGUUUCUUGGUCGUCCGUGUCGCUUGAUAAGACAAAGUUCAGACAUGAAAAACAAGUCUCAUCAGAAAAAUACGAAAGGUCUGGCAUCUGCUACAAACAUCUCACUCUCUUUUGUGAAUGAAGCACAAUACCUCCUGAUAAAUGUAGCAAGCAUACUGCAGCUGAAAGAAUAUAUUUCUGCAAGGUUGGAAGAGCCAUUGGAAUUGGAGGAAUUGAUCCAACGUUUCCGUGCCAACAUUGUCAUCAGUGCACCAGAGUCCUUUGAAGAAGAGGAGUGGGCUGAGAUUUCAAUAGGUGCUCUGCGAUUCCAGGUUGUGGGUCCAUGUAGCAGAUGUCAAAUAAUCUGCAUUGAUCAACAGUCUGCGGAACGAAACAAAGAAUUUCUGCAGUCUCUGUCUGCUGCCAGAGGUAGAAAGACAAACUUUGGCAUAUACCUGAUGAACCAGCCCUUGCACUCAUCCUUUCCAGAUAUGUUGUCGGUUGGGUCUCAAGUACUUCCAGUGCUGAAGGAGAAUACAGAAAUUCAGUCCCCAACAUCCAGUGAAGAAAAAUGUUCAGGAUAG
This is a messenger RNA of Cariama cristata (Red-legged seriema), 1419 nucleotides long. RefSeq names its product molybdenum cofactor sulfurase (gene MOCOS). The record is from RefSeq and is a predicted model, not a curated record. The transcript is spliced from 9 exons. The annotation marks the transcript as partial. Gene Ontology annotation, molecular function: molybdenum ion binding; catalytic activity; pyridoxal phosphate binding. NCBI's taxonomy places the organism in Eukaryota, Metazoa, Chordata, Aves, Cariamiformes, Cariamidae.